CCUCCUGACAUCAAUUACUACCAGACUCCAAACAUUAAGCUGCACAGAGCGCAACUAUGAGCUCUUCCACUUCAAAUCUUUACGGUUCGAUCAACAGCAGCAGGCUCCAGAAUCACCCCAAGACUCGGCUCGUCAAGAAAUACGUCUUCAAAGCUGCUAAAUUCAUCUUUUACAUCAUCAAGCUGAUCACCAAAUUCAUAGUCCUUACUAUCCAGAAAUUGUUCAACCUUUCUCUAUAUCCUAUGCUUUCAGUCAUUGUCACGAUAUUUGCGUUGACAAUAUAUAGCUUCUUUUUGGAUCAAGUUGUUGAGAGGCUGAGUGGCUGGGUAGUUGGAUUGACUUUUGGUGGCCUGCAGAUUGUUGCGCUUCCGAAGACUACAAUUUUGGAAACCCCAACGCAUUGGUACGUAAUACCACUACCAGAAGUAGCCUCACUUGUGACACCAAGUGCUACGCUAUCAAUGAUCACUACAAUAGUGGUUGAAGUAUUAUCCGAGACUUAUGCACUGACAACAGAGGAUUACACAUAUCCUGCUUUGGCAUUCAGUCAAGGAACGUCUCAAAUGCUACCCGAAGUUUUCGAAUCGCUGACCAUUCUUGCAUCGGUAGAACCUAUCCAAAUCGCACACUCGGAAGCAAUUUCUACGUCAGAGAUACAGCUACCAUCGACUGAUUCUCCCGAGGCCCAAAAGUUCUCGACUCCUUCGCGCAUCUCGAUAGCCUUUUUGGAGCCAGAGCACAGUCCAGAGCCCCAGCUCCAUACAACCUCGUCACCUCUCCCUAUCUCCCCAACACAAGAAGAAAUCACAGCUCUCCUCGAACUUCCUACAACGAUCGCAGUGUCAAUGGACACACUCUCAGAAGACACAGAAUCAUACACGCCAUCUAUAAGCACCAGAAAGGAGGAACAUACUUCAUCAUCGAGUUGGCAAUCUGGAAUUCUGAUUGCCACACGAGUAGAGACACUUCAUGAAUCGUUGUUUACCUUCGCCACCAUCAGUUCGCGUUCACUGGUGGAAUCCGAAACACAGACACCGCAGCCUACAAACUUAAAUCAUCAGGAACUGUAG
Mollisia scopiformis is the source of this 1070-nucleotide messenger RNA. RefSeq lists its product as uncharacterized. Bases 57 to 1070 code for a protein of 337 amino acids. The record is from RefSeq and is a predicted model, not a curated record. Lineage: Eukaryota; Fungi; Ascomycota; Leotiomycetes; Helotiales; Mollisiaceae. The transcript has 2 exons.